AUGGCGGCGAUUGAGGACUAUUUUUCAAUACAAAUCUUUUUCAUAAUUCUAAGGGAAACCUUGGAAUCCGCAAUCAUCAUUUCAGUAUUACUUUCAUUUAUAAACCAGCGAUCACACAAGUCCGAUGCAUCUUCAACGACAACUAACUCAGCAGCGAGCAAUGCUAGCAGUCAUCUACAACGAGUCCAAAGGAAAUUAAAGAUUCAAGUAUGGGUGGGUGCAGUAUUAGGGCUUUUCAUUUGUUUCUUGAUCGGACUUGUGUUUAUAUUGGCAUUUUAUUUCAUUGGCAAAGAUUAUUGGUCAUACACCGAGCGAGUUUGGGAGGGCGUAUUCUCCAUCUUGUCAAGCGUUAUCAUCACCGUCAUGGGUAUUGGGUUGUUGCGUAUAAACAAAGUUAUGAAGUUGAAGUGGUGGAUCAAAUUGGGCGAUGCCUACAACAACGAAGAUGAUGAAGCAGGCGAAGAAGAGAUUGCCAAGUUUGGCGAUGAUGGCGGCAAUGGUGAUAUUGUCCCUGAUGAGUUUGAGGAUGGUGGCAAUAGAGUCAACAGCUAUGGAGGAACGAGAUCAAGUUUGGAGUCGGAAAGUGCACCUUUGACAACACCGGAUCAAGUACCCGUUGCCCGCAAAAAAUCACCCACCAGAACACAUAGACAAAAGUUUGGUAAGAAAUACUUUUUGGCCAUCUUGCCACUAGUAACAACGUUGAGAGAAGGUUUGGAAGCUGUGGUUUUCGUUGGAGGGAUUGGUGUAAGCUCGCCACCUUCUGCAUUCCCUUUAUCUAUCGCAUGCGGACUUGCACUUGGUGCUUUCGUUGGGUAUCUUUUGUACAAAGGAGGCAACAAGUUGUCACUACAGUACUUUUUAAUCACAUCCACGUGCUUUCUUUACAUUGUCAGUGCAGGGUUGAUGAGUCGUGGUGUAUGGUUUCUUGAAUUGGAAUCGUUUGUCCGUAAAUGCGGCGGAUUAGACGUGAGUGAGACAGGCAGCGGGCCUGGCUCGUAUGAUAUUGCCAAAAGUGUCUGGCAUGUCAACUGUUGCAAUGGACUCACUGAUGGUGGAUGGAUGGUGCUCAAUGCCAUAUUUGGAUGGACAAACUCUGCAACGUACGGUAGUGUGUUUACAUACAUGGCAUAUUGGAUAUUUGUCAUUGUCUGGUUGAACCUCAAGUUAUACGAAGAAAGAGAAGGUGUGUUGCCCAUUAUCCCCAUCAAAUGGCAAUUGAAACGAAUUAGAAAAAAAAUUAGAUUAUACGAGCUAAGAAAUAGUCAGAGCUUACACACAAUAUCACAACAAGAGGCUGGGGUAGUUCAGGCCGAACAACAUGGCUUAUUGGAAUAG
Lodderomyces theae is the source of this 1338-nucleotide messenger RNA. RefSeq names its product Fth2p (gene FTH2). Gene Ontology annotation, molecular function: ferrous iron transmembrane transporter activity. Bases 1 to 1338 code for a protein of 445 amino acids. Lineage: Eukaryota; Fungi; Ascomycota; Pichiomycetes; Serinales; Debaryomycetaceae. Gene Ontology annotation, cellular component: fungal-type vacuole membrane; high-affinity iron permease complex; plasma membrane. The record is from RefSeq and is a predicted model, not a curated record. Gene Ontology annotation, biological process: iron ion transmembrane transport. The transcript has a single exon.